GCCAGGCGGCUGGCGGCCGUUUCCUGGGUGCCCGUCGCCAGGGGCGCCGUUGCUACGGACGCCCGCCCUUGCUCCACCGCGCCGGGUCCCGGCUGGGCUGGCUGCGCCCCGCUCGCCGCCAUGGACGACCUGCGGGUGCUGUGGAUGCGCGACCGCGUGUACACGGCCUUCGGCCUCACCGACCCGCAGCUCUUCGAGGAGCUGCUGGGUCGCGACGACGGCGAGGGCGAGGACCUCAUCCUGCACUUCCUCAACCAGAGGAGCGACGAGGAGAACGCCGUCGCUCUCUUCUUCUGCCGCAAGGUGGUGCCCGAGGAGGAGGAGGUGGAGAUGGAGGACAUCCCCGUUCCAGCUGAAGAGGCGAAUGAGGAGGAUGAUAUGAACAUGGAGAACGUGGACGUCCCAGAGAAAGUCCCAGUGAAAAACAUGCAGCUGAGGAGCGAAUCCCUCGUGCCGCCUUCUGUCAGUGCAGAGGAUGAGGACACCGCCAGCUCAGGGAGGCUCCCGGCUAAGCGCCUGGUUAAGCGCAUCGUGGAGAGGACCUACCUGCAGGUGCUGGGUGUUCCAGUGCCCGAGGAGUUUCUGGACCAGAACGUGGUGUUCUUCCUCAGAAACACAAAAGAGACCGUCACUGAGGCCAGCGACAUGAGUGAGGCCCUGGAGAUCAUGCCCGAGGUGCUCGAGUACGGCAUCCUGAAUCGCCAGGUGCUUGGCUUCCUGAAGGACAUCAUAUGCCAGGUGUUCCUGCCGGCUCUGUCCUUCAACCAGCACAAGAUGGAAGCAGCGUCGGGCCUGGCCCCCGGGGAGGCCGUGGGCUUCCAGGAAUACGAGGCAGAGCUGCCUGCCGUGCCCGGGGAGGCCGUGGAGUACCACAGCGUGCAGCUCAUCCGGGAUGAGUUCCUGAUGAACAUCCAGAAGUUUGCCAGCAGCAUCCAGAGGACCAUGCAACAGCUGGAAGGCGAGAUCAAGUUGGAGAUGCCAAAUGUCAGCGUGGAGGGGGAGGUGUUGGAUCUGGCUGCCGACCCCGAAUCCCUGGAACUCCUGGAGCAGUGCGUCAUCAACUGGCUGAGCCAGAUCUCCACUGCCCUGGAGAGUCAGCUGAAGAAGACUCCGCAGGGCAAUGGGCCCCUGGCGGAGAUCGAGUUCUGGCGGGAGAGGAACGCGACCUUGAGCGCGUUGCACGAGCAGACCAGGCUGCCCGUGGUGAGGAAGGUGCUGGAGGUGCUGAAGCAGUCGGACUCGAUGCUGGUGGCCAACCUGCAGCCCGUGCUCACUGAGCUCUUCAAGCUGCACAUGGAGGCCUCGGACAACGUGCGCUUCCUGUCCACCGUGGAGCGCCACUUCAAGAACAUCACGCAUGGCUCUGGCUUUCAUGUGGUCCUCGAUACCAUCCCUUCCAUGAUGAGCGCCCUGCGCAUGGUCUGGAUCAUUUCCCGCCACUACAACAAGGACGAGAGGAUGAUCCCGCUCCUGGAGCGCAUCGCCUGGGAGAUUGCGGAGAGGGUCUGCCGUGUGGUCAACCUGCGGACCCUGUUCAAGGAAAACCGAGCGAAUGCGCAGCGCAAAGCCCUGGAUGCCAGGAACACCCUCCGACUGUGGAAGAAGGCCUACUUCGACACCCGGGCCAAGAUCGAGGCUUCGGGCCGGGAGGCGCGCUGGGAGUUUGACCGGAAGCGGCUUUUCGAGAGGACCGACUACAUGGCCACCAUCUGCCAGGACCUCUCCUACGUGCUGCAGGUCAUGGAGGAAUUUUAUAACAUCUUCGGUCCGGAGCUGAAGGCGGUGACCGGGGACCCCAAGCGCAUCGACGAUGUCCUGUGCAGGGUGGAUGGCCUGGUCAAGCCCAUGGAGCACCUGACCUUUGACCCUUUCAGCAUUAAGUCCUCGCAGUACUGGAAAUACGUGAUGGAUGACUUCAAGAUCGAGAUCCUGGUUAUAGAGAAAGAAGCGAAAAACUUCAUUGAUGAGUCCUUCAAGACACUCCGCUCGGCUGAGGCCGCGUUCGACAUGCUCCUAAAGUUCAAGCACAUUCGCUCCCGCGAGGCAAUUAACAGGCAGAUGAUGAUGAAGUUCAACGACAUUCUCGCACAGUAUUGCAAAGAGGUCGACGUCAUCAAGAAGAUCUUUGUGCAGAACCUGGAGAACCCACCGCUCUACAAGAACCACCCGCCUGUGGCUGGCGCCGUUUGCUGGGAGCGGUCACUCUUCUACAGGAUCAAGCACACCAUCCUGCGCUUCCAGGAGGUGGAGGAGCUGCUGGACAGUGAGCGGGGGCAGGAGGUGAAGCAGAAGUACUUGGAGGUGGGCAGGACGAUGAAGGAGUACGAGGACCGGAAGUACCUGCAGUGGCGGGAGAUGACGGAGCAGACCUUGCCUGCGCUCAUGAAGAGGAGCCUGCUCACCAAGUCCUCCAGCACCCCCGAGGAGUCCUCAGAGGCCCCGGACAAGGGCAACGUGUUCACCAUCAACUUCGCUCCUGCUUUGCGAGAGAUCAUCAAUGAGGCCAAGUACCUGGAGCAGCUGGGCUUCAUUGUGCCCGAGCUGGCCCGGAACGUGGCCCUGCAGGAGGACAAGUUCCUGAGGUACACCCACAGCAUACAGCAGUUGCUGGGCCACUACCACACACUCACCGGGACGCUGAAUGAGGCAGAGACAGUGCUGCUGGACGACCACUCGCAGGAGCUGCUCAGGGUGUUCCGCUCCGGGUACAAGAGGCUCAACUGGAACUCUCUCGGAAUCGCUGACUACAUCACUCGGUGCCGCCAGGCCAUUGGGAAGUUUGAGUCCCUUGUCCACCAGAUCCACAAGAAUGCAGACGACAUCGCCUCCCGGCUCACGCUGAUAGAGUCCAUCAACCUGUUCAAGUAUCCGGCUCCCAAGGGGGACGAAGACAUCCCAGGUGUGAAGGAGUUCUUUGAGCAUAUCGAGCGAGAAAGGGCCAAAGACGUGGACCAUAUGGUCCGGUGGUAUCUGGCCAUCGGGCCCCUGCUGACCAAAGUCGAGGGCCUAGUGGUCCACACCAACACGGGCAAGGCCCCCAAGCUGGCUGCCUACUAUGAGUACUGGGAAAACAAGAUCUACGAUGUACUGACCAAGCUGGUGCUUAGGAACCUGCAGUCCUUCAACGCCCUGGUCCUCGGCAAUGUCCCGCUGUUCCAAACGGAGACCAUCCUGACGGCCCCCGAGAUCAUCCUGCACCCCAACGCCAACGAGAUUGACAAGAUGUGCGUGCACUGCGUGCGCAGCUGCGUGGAGAUGACUAAGCAUUUCGUGCGCUGGAUGCGUGGCAGCUGCAUCGAGUGCCUCCCGCAGAAGGGCGAGGAGGAGGAGGUGGUGAUAAUUAGCUUCUACAACGACGUCUCCCAGAACCCCCAGAUCAUCGAGCAGGCGGUCAUGAUCCCCCACAACGUGCACAGGGUCCUCGUCAGCCUCAUGAAGUACCUGCAGAAGUGGAAGCGGUACCGGCCCCUCUGGAAGCUGGACAAGGCCAUCGUGAUGGAGAAGUUCGCGGCCAAGAAGCCGGCCUGCGUGCUCUAUGACGAGAAGCUGCAGUUCUACUCCAAGAUUGCCUCCGAGGUCAUGCGCCACCCGCUGACCAAGGACGAGCACUGCGUCCGCCUGCAGCUGGGGCCACUGGCCAGCACGGUGCAGGAGAAUGCCAAGUCCUGGGUGGUCUCCCUCGGCCGCCUCCUCAACGACUCUGCCAGGGAGGAGCUCCACAGCCUGCAUGAGGAGAUGGAGCACUUGGCCAAAAACCUGAAGAAGAGCCCCAAUACUCUGGAAGACCUCAAGUUUGUCCUAGCCACGAUCGCGGAGAUACGGGGCAAGUCCUUGGUCAUGGAGCUGAGGUACCGGGACGUGCAGGAGCGCUACCGGACCAUGGCCAUGUACAACAUUCUGCCUAAUGAGGCCGAGCGGGAGCUGGUGGAGAAGCUGGAGAGCACGUGGCUCGACCUCUUCAAUGACUCCCUGAACGUGGAGCAUGCACUGGGGGGCGUCAAGCGCACCUUCACUGAGAUCACUCGUGGCGAGAUCAUGAACUAUAGACACCAGAUUGAGCAGUUCGCCAAGAACUUUUACAAUGAGGGCCCUGGCUCCGUGGGUGAGGACCUUGACAAAGGCGUGGAGCUCCUGGGCAGCUUCGAGCGCGAGCUGGCCAAGCACGAGCGGAUCCGGCAGCAGCUGGCCAACGCCGAGAAGCUGUUCGACCUCCCCAUCACCAUGUACCCGGAGCUGCUCAAGGUGCAGAAGGAAAUGAGCGGGCUGAGGAUGAUCUACGACAUCUACGAGGCCCUGAAGGUUGCCAAGGAAGAGUGGUCGCAGACGCUCUGGAUCAACCUGAACGUGCAGGUCCUCCAGGAGGGCAUCGAUGGCUUCUUCAAGGCCCUGAGGAAGCUGCCCCGGGCUGUGCGUGGCUUGUCAGUGGCUUUCCAUCUGGAGGCACGCAUGAAGGCCUUCCGGGACUCCAUCCCGCUGCUGCUGGACCUGAAACACGAGGCACUCAGAGACAGGCACUGGAAGGAACUCAUGGAGAAGACGGGCGUCAUCUUCGAGAUGACCGAGACGUUCACCUUGGAGAACAUGUUUGCCAUGGAGCUGCAGAAGCACACGGACGUCCUCGGUGAGAUCGUCACCGCUGCCAUCAAGGAGGUGGCCAUCGAGAAGGCCGUGAAGGAAAUCCUGGACACAUGGGAGACCAUGAAGUUCUCCGUGGUCAAGUACUACAAGGGCACGCACGAGCGGGGCUACAUCCUCGGCUCCGUGGAUGAGAUCGUGCAGAGCUUGGACGACAACACGGUCAACCUGCAGAGCAUCUCGGGCAGCCGCUUCGUGGGCCCCUUCCUGCAGACAGUGCACAAGUGGGAGAAGAGCCUCUCGCUGAUCGGAGAGGUCAUUGAGGUCUGGAUGGCCGUUCAGAGGAAAUGGAUGUAUCUUGAGAGCAUCUUCAUCAGCGGGGACAUCCGGUCGCAGCUCCCGGACGAGGCCAAGAAGUUUGACAACAUCGACAGGGUGUUCAAACGGAUCAUGAGUGAGACCUUGAAAGACCCAGUGAUCAAGAGGUGCUGCGAAGCCCCCAACCGCCUGAGUGAGCUGCAGAACAUCAGCGAGGGCCUCGAGCGGUGCCAGAAGAGCCUUAACGACUACCUGGACUCGAAGCGCAACGCCUUCCCCCGCUUCUUCUUCAUCUCUGACGACGAGCUGCUCAGCAUCUUGGGCAGCAGCGACCCACUCUGCGUGCAGGAACACAUGAUCAAGAUGUAUGACAACAUUGCCAUGCUGCGGUUCCAUGAUGGGGACAGUGGGGAGAAGCUGGUGGGUGCCAUGAUAUCGGCAGAAGGCGAGGUGAUGGAGUUCGGGAAGACGGUGCGUGCCGAGGGCCGCGUGGAGGACUGGAUGACCGCCGUGCUCAACGAGAUGAGGAGGACCAACAGACGCAUCACCAAGGAGGCCAUCUUCCGCUACUGCGAGGACCGGAGCCGGGUCGACUGGAUGCUCCUGUACCAGGGCAUGGUGGUGCUGGUGGCUAGCCAGGUGUGGUGGACGUGGGAGGUGGAAGACGUGUUCCGCCAGGUGCAGCGGGGGGAGAAGCAGGCCAUGAAGAGCUACGGCAAGCAGAUGCACCGGCAGAUCGACGAGCUGGUGACCCGCAUCACCACGCAGCUGAGCAAGAAUGACCGCAAGAAGUACAACACCGUGCUCAUCAUUGACGUGCACGCCAGGGACAUCGUAGACUCCUUCAUCCGCGGCAGUAUUACAGAGGCACGGGAGUUCGAGUGGGAAAGUCAGCUGCGGUUUUACUGGGACCGUGAGCCGGACGAGCUCAACAUCCGCCAGUGUACCGGCACCUUCGGCUAUGGCUACGAGUACAUGGGCCUGAAUGGACGCCUGGUCAUCACGCCCCUCACAGACCGCAUCUACCUGACGCUUACUCAGGCGCUGUCCAUGUAUCUGGGAGGGGCCCCGGCUGGCCCUGCAGGCACCGGCAAAACGGAGACCACCAAGGACCUCGCGAAAGCUCUGGGCUUGCUCUGUGUCGUCACCAACUGUGGUGAGGGCAUGGAUUACAAGGCCGUGGGGAAGAUCUUCUCAGGCCUGGCUCAGUGCGGGGCCUGGGGCUGCUUCGACGAGUUCAACCGCAUCGAUGCAUCCGUGCUGUCGGUCAUCUCGUCCCAGAUCCAGACGAUCCGCAACGCGCUCAUCCACCAGCUGACUACCUUCCAGUUCGAGGGGCAGGAGAUCUCCCUGGACUCACGUAUGGGCAUCUUCAUCACCAUGAACCCGGGCUACGCAGGCCGCACGGAGCUGCCCGAGUCGGUGAAGGCCCUGUUCCGGCCCGUGGUGGUCAUCGUGCCCGACCUGCAGCAGAUCUGUGAGAUCAUGCUUUUCUCCGAGGGCUUUCUGAUGGCCAAGACACUAGCCAAAAAGAUGACAGUUCUGUACAAGCUGGCCCGGGAGCAGCUCUCGAAACAGCAUCAUUACGACUUUGGACUCCGGGCCCUGAAGUCGGUGCUGGUGAUGGCCGGGGAGCUAAAGAGGGGCUCCUCUGAGCUGAAGGAGGACGUGGUGUUGAUGCGAGCUCUGCGGGACAUGAACCUGCCCAAGUUCGUGUUUGAGGAUGUGCCACUUUUCCUGGGCCUGAUUUCCGAUCUGUUUCCCGGGCUCGACUGCCCUCGCGUCCGCUACCCAGACUUCAAUGAUGCCGUGGAGCAGGCGCUGGAGGAGAGGGGCUACGUGGUGCUGCCCGUGCAGGUGGAUAAAGUGGUGCAGAUGUUUGAGACCAUGCUCACCCGCCACACGACGAUGGUGGUGGGGCCCACGGGGGGCGGCAAGUCUGUGGUCAUUAACACACUUUGCCAGGCCCAGACCAAGCUUGGGAUCAUGACGAAGCUAUACAUCCUGAACCCCAAAGCCAUGAGUGUCAUAGAACUCUAUGGCAUCCUGGACCCCACCACCCGGGACUGGACAGACGGCGUGCUGUCCAACAUCUUCAGGGAGAUCAACAGGCCGACCGACAAGAAGGAGCGCAAGUAUAUUCUGUUUGACGGAGAUGUGGAUGCCCUGUGGGUGGAGAACAUGAACUCCGUGAUGGAUGACAACAAGCUGCUGACGCUGGCAAACGGGGAGCGCAUCCGGCUCCAGGCUCACUGUGCGCUGCUCUUCGAGGUUGGAGAUCUGCAGUAUGCCUCCCCUGCAACCGUGUCUCGAUGUGGGAUGGUCUAUGUGGACCCCAAAAACCUGAAGUAUCAACCGUACUGGAAAAAAUGGGUCAACCAGAUCCAAAACAAGGUGGAGCAGAGUGACCUGGAGCGACUGUUUGACAAGUAUGUGCCCUACCUCAUCAACGUCAUCGUGGAGGGCAUUGUGGAUGGACGGCAGGGGGAGAAGCUGAAGACUAUCGUCCCUCAGACCGACCUCAACAUGGUGACACAGCUGACCAAGAUGCUGGAUGCUCUGCUCGAAGGCGAGGUGGAGGACCCUGACGUGCUGGAGUGCUACUUCCUGGAAGCCCUCUGCUGCUCGCUGGGUGCCUCCCUGCUUGAAGAUGGUCGCAGCAGAUUUGACGAGUGUAUCAAGCGCAUCGCCUCUCUGCCCACUGCCGACACUGAGGGAGUGUGGGCCCAGCCCGGGGAGCUGCCAGGUCACCUUCCGACCUUGUACGACUUCCACUUUGACGCCAAACGCAACCAGUGGAUCCCAUGGAGUAAACUGGUUCCAGAGUACAUUCACUCUCCAGAGAGGAAGUUUAUCGACAUCCUAGUUCACACAGUGGACACGACACGCAGCACCUGGGUGCUGGAGCAGAUGGUGAGGACCAAGCAGCCGGUCCUCCUGGUGGGGGAGUCAGGCACUUCCAAGACGGCCACCACGCAGAACUUCCUCAAAAACCUGAAUGAGGAGGCCAACAUUGUGUUGAUCGUCAACUUCUCCUCCCGCACCACGUCCAUGGACAUCCAGAGGAACUUGGAAGCGAGUGUGGAGAAGCGAACCAAAGACACGUAUGGGCCCCCCAUGGGAAAGCGCCUGCUGGUGUUCAUGGAUGACAUGAACAUGCCUAAGGUGGAUGAAUAUGGCACCCAACAGCCAAUUGCCUUGCUGAAGCUGCUGCUGGAGAAAGGCUACUUGUACGACAGGGGAAAGGAACUGAACUGUAAGAACAUCCGUGACCUUGGCUUCAUCGCGGCCAUGGGCAAAGCUGGAGGAGGCCGCAAUGAGGUGGACCCGAGGUUCAUCUCGCUGUUCAGCGUCUUCAACGUCCCGUUCCCUUCAGAGGAAUCCUUGCACCUCAUAUACUCUUCCAUCCUGCAAGGCCACACCUCGACAUUCCAUGAGAGCAUCGCAGCCGUGAGUGGCCUGCUCACGUCCUGCACCCUGGCGCUGUACAAAAACAUCGUCCAGGACCUGCCACCCACCCCUUCCAAGUUCCACUACAUCUUCAACCUCCGAGACCUCUCGCGGGUUUUCAAUGGGCUCGUCCUCACCAACCCAGAGCGGUUCCAGACAGUGGGGCAGAUGGUGCGCGUCUGGAGGAACGAAUGUCUGAGGGUCUUCCAUGACCGGCUCAUCAACGAGACGGACAAGAUGCUGGUGCAGGAGCACAUAGGCAGCUUGGUGGCUGCGCACUUCGGCAACGAUGCAGAGAUGGUGAUGCGGGACCCCAUCCUGUUCGGAGACUUCCGCUCGGCCCUCCAGGAGGAGGAGACGCGUGUCUAUGAGGACAUCCAGGACUACGAGGCGGCCAAGGCCCUGUUCCAGGAGAUCCUGGAGGAAUACAACGAGAGCAACACCAAGAUGAACCUGGUCCUCUUUGAUGACGCCCUGGAGCACCUGACCCGUGUACACCGCAUCAUUCGCAUGGACCGCGGCCACGCCCUGCUGGUGGGUGUCGGCGGCUCUGGGAAGCAGUCGCUGGCCAGGCUGGCCGCCUUCACUGCUGGCUGCGAGGUGUUUGAGAUCCUGCUCAGCCGUGGCUAUUCUGAGAACAAUUUCCGGGAGGAUCUAAAGAACCUUUACUUGAAGCUCGGUGUUGAGAACAGAAGGAUCAUCUUUCUGUUCACGGACGCACACGUGGCCGAAGAGGGCUUCCUGGAACUCAUCAACAACAUGCUGACCUCAGGGAUCGUGCCUGCGCUGUUUCAGGAGGAGGAGAAGGAGUCUGUUUUCAGUCAGAUCGGACAGGAGGCCGCCCGGCUGGGCUUGGGUCCGGCCAAGGAGUCCCUGUGGCAGUACUUUGUCAGCAAGAGUGCCAACAACCUGCAUAUUGUGCUGGGCAUGUCGCCUGUGGGGGACACCCUGAGGACUCGCUGCAGGAACUUUCCAGGGCUGGUGAACAAUACUGGCAUUGACUGGUUCCUGCCCUGGCCUUCGCAGGCCCUGCACGCUGUGGCCAAGUCGUUUUUGGGGGACAAUCCCAUGAUUCCCAUGAGCAACAUCGACGACCUGGUGGAGCACGUUGUCUUGGUCCAUGAGUCAGUGGACGAAUUCAGCAAGCAGUUCCUGCAGAAGCUGAGGCGCAGCAACUACGUGACCCCCAAGAAUUACCUCGACUUCAUCCACUCAUACACCAAGCUGCUGGAUGAGAAGACACAGUACAACAUAGCGCAGUGCAAGCGGCUGGAGGGUGGCCUGGACAAGCUGAAGGAGGCCACGGUGCAGCUGGACGAGCUGAACCGGAAGCUGGCUGAGCAGAGGAUUGUGCUGGCUGAGAAGUCGGCUGCCUGCGAGGCCCUGCUGGAUGAGAUUGUCACCAACACGGCCAUAGCCGAGGAGAAGAAGAAGCUGGCAGAAGAGAAGGCCAUGGAGGUGGAAGAGCAAAACAAAAUGAUUGCCACGGAGAAGACGGAGGCUGAGACGGCACUGGCCGAGGUCAUGCCCGUGCUGGAGGCCGCCAAGCUGGAGCUGCAGAAACUGGACAAGUCUGACGUCACCGAGAUCAGGUCAUUCGCCAAGCCGCCAAAGCAGGUGCAGACGGUGUGUGAGUGCCUCCUCAUCAUGAAGGGCUACAAGGAGCUCAACUGGAAGACGGCCAAGGGCAUGAUGUCCGACCCCAACUUCCUGCGAUCGCUCAUGGAGCUUGAUUUUGACGCCAUCACCCAGAGCCAAGUGAAAAACAUCAAGAGCCUCCUGCGGACCCUGAACACCAGCAUCGAGGAGAUGGAGGCGGUGAGCAAGGCCGGCCUGGGGAUGCUCAAGUUUGUUGAGGCCGUCAUGGGCUACUGUGAUGUCUUCAGAGAGAUCAAGCCCAAGAGAGAGAAGGUGGCCAGGCUGGAGCGGAACUUCUACCUCACCAAGCGGGAGCUGGAGCGCAUCCAAAACGAGCUGGCGGCCAUCCAGCGGGAGCUGGAGGCCCUGGGUGCCAAGUACGAGGCGGCCAUCCUGGAGAAGCAGAAACUGCAGGAGGAGGCCGAGAUCAUGGAGCGGCGGCUGAUUGCAGCCGACAAGCUCAUCUCCGGGCUGGGGUCGGAGAACGUCAGGUGGCUCAAUGACCUGGACGAGCUGAUGCACCGCCGGGUGAAGCUGCUGGGCGAUUGCCUGCUGUGCUCCGCCUUCCUCAGCUAUGAGGGCGCCUUCACGUGGGAGUUCCGUGACGAGAUGGUCAACCAAGUGUGGCAGAGCGACAUCCUGGAUCGGGAGAUCCCCCUGAGCCAGCCCUUCCGGCUGGAGAACCUGCUCACCGAUGACGUUGAGAUCAGCAGGUGGGGCUCCCAGGGCCUGCCCCCGGAUGAGCUCUCGGUGCAGAAUGGCAUCCUUACCACACGCGCCAGCCGCUUCCCCCUCUGCAUAGACCCCCAGCAGCAGGCUCUCAACUGGAUCAAGAGGAAAGAGGAGAAGAACAACCUGCGGGUGGCCUCCUUUAACGACCCUGACUUCCUCAAGCAGCUGGAGAUGUCCAUCAAGUAUGGGACCCCCUUCCUGUUCCAUGACGUGGACGAGUACAUCGACCCCGUGAUCGACAACGUCUUGGAGAAGAACAUCAAGUUCACGCAGGGGCGUCAGUUUAUCAUCCUGGGGGACAAGGAAGUGGACUACGACUCCAACUUCCGGCUCUACCUCAACACCAAGCUGGCCAACCCCAGAUACCCGCCCUCAGUGUUCGGGAAGGCCAUGGUGAUCAACUACACGGUCACACUGAAGGGCCUUGAGGACCAGCUGCUGAGUGUGCUGGUGAGCCAUGAGCGGCAUGAGCUAGAGCAACAACGGGAACACCUGAUCCAGGAGACGAGCGACAACAAAAACCUGCUGCGGGACCUGGAGGACUCGCUGCUGCGGGAGCUGGCCACGUCCACGGGCAACAUGCUGGACAAUGCCGAGCUGGUGUACACUCUGGAGGAGACCAAGUCCAAAGCCAUGGAGGUGUCCGAGAAGCUUAAGCUGGCCGAGAAGACAGCCCUGGACAUAGACAGGCUGCGUGACGGCUACCGGCCGGCCGCCCGCAGGGGCGCCAUCCUCUUCUUUGUGCUCUCUGAGAUGGCGCUUGUCAACUCCAUGUACCAGUACUCGUUGAGCGCCUUCCUCGACGUGUUCGGCUUGUCGCUCAAGAAGUCGCUGCCAGACUCCAUCCUGCUCAAGCGGCUGAGGAACAUCAUGGACACACUGACCUUCAACAUCUACAACUACGGCUGCACGGGGCUGUUUGAGAGACACAAGCUGCUGUUCUCCUUCAACAUGACCAUCAAGAUUGAGCAGGCCGAGGGCAGGGUGCCCCAGGAAGAGCUGGACUUCUUCCUUAAGGGGAACAUCUCCCUGGAGAAGAGCAAGCGUAAGAAGCCGUGCACGUGGCUGUCUGACCAGGGGUGGGAGGACAUCAACCUGCUGUCGGAGCUGUUCGCAGACACCUUUGGGAACCUUCCUGAUGACGUGGAGAAGCACACUGCCACCUGGCAGGAGUGGUAUGACCUGGAUUCCCUCGAGCAGUUCCCGUUCCCGCUGGGCUAUGACAGACACAUCACCGCCUUCCAGAAGCUGCUCAUCCUGCGCUGCUUCCGCGUGGACCGUGUGUACCGGGCCGUGACUGACUACGUGACUCUGACCAUGGGAGAAAAGUACGUGCAGCCCCCGAUGAUCAGCUUCGAGGCCAUCUUUGAACAGAGCACGCCCAACUCGCCCAUCGUCUUCAUCCUGAGCCCCGGCUCUGACCCCGCCAGCGACCUGAUGAAGUUAGCCGAGCGCUGCGGUUUUGGAGGAAACCGCCUCAAGUUCCUGGCCAUGGGUCAAGGUCAAGAGAAAGUGGCGCUGCAGCUGCUGGAGACAGCUGUGGCCCGUGGGCAGUGGCUGAUGCUACAGAACUGUCACCUCCUGGUCAAGUGGCUGAAGGACCUGGAGAAGUCACUGGAGAGGAUCACCAAGCCACACCCCGACUUCCGCCUGUGGCUCACCACGGACCCCACCAAGGGCUUCCCCAUCGGGAUCCUGCAGAAGUCCCUCAAGGUUGUCACGGAGCCGCCCAAUGGGCUCAAGCUGAACAUGAGGGCCACCUACUUCAAGAUUACUCAGGAAAUGCUGGAUCAGUGCCCACAUGCCGCCUUCAAGUCCAUGGUCUACGUGCUGGCCUUUUUCCACGCCGUGGUACAGGAGCGGAGGAAGUUCGGCAAGAUCGGCUGGAACGUGUACUAUGACUUCAACGAGUCCGACUUCCAGGUCUGCAUGGAAAUCCUCAACACGUACCUGACAAAAGCCUUCCAGCAGCACGACCCCCGCAUCCCGUGGGGCAGCCUGAAGUACCUCAUUGGGGAGGUCAUGUAUGGGGGACGCGCCAUCGACAGCUUCGACCGUCGCAUCCUGACCACCUACAUGGAUGAGUACCUGGGUGACUUCAUCUUUGACACCUUCCAGCCAUUCCACUUCUUCUGGAACAAGGAGGUGGACUACAAAAUCCCCACUGGGGAUAUAAAGGAGAAAUUUGUUGAAGCCAUUGAGGCCCUGCCUCUGGCCAACACGCCGGAAGUGUUUGGUCUUCAUCCUAAUGCCGAGAUUGGCUACUACACACAGGCAGCCCGAGAUAUGUGGGGGCACCUGCUGGAGCUGCAGCCGCAGACGGGGGAGUCUAGCACUGGUGUGAGCCGCGAUGACUACAUCGACAGCGUGGCCAAGGACAUCGAGCACAAGAUGCCCAAGGUCUUUGACCUGGACCAGGUCCGGAAGCAGCUGGGCUUUGGCAUCUCCCCCACCUCGGUGGUGCUCCUGCAGGAGCUGGAGCGCUUCAACAAGCUUGCCGUGCGGAUGGCGCGGUCGCUGGCUGAGCUGCAGAGGGCCUUGGCAGGGGAAGUUGGGAUGAGCAGCGAGCUGGACGAUGUGGCCAGGUCCCUCUUCAUUGGACACAUUCCUAGCAUCUGGAGGAAGCUCGCCCCCGACACCCUCAAGUCCCUGGGGAACUGGAUGGUGUACUUCCUGCGCAGGUUCAGCCAGUACACAUCCUGGGUUACCGAGGGCGAGCCUGGCGUCAUGUGGCUCUCGGGGCUGCACAUCCCUGAGUCCUACCUCACGGCGCUGGUACAGGCCACAUGUCGCAAGAACGGCUGGCCCCUGGACCGCUCCACCCUGUUCACGCAGGUCACCAAGUUCCAGGAUGCGGAGGAAGUGAACGAGCGGGCAGGACAAGGUUGCUUUGUCUCAGGGCUGUAUUUGGAGGGCGCCGACUGGGACACAGAGGCAGGCUGUCUGAUCAAGAGCAAACCCAAGGUGCUGGUUGUGGAGCUGCCCAUCCUCAAGAUCAUCCCCAUUGAAGCCCACCGCCUCAAACUGCAGAACACCUUCCGGACCCCCGUCUACACCACCUCCAUGCGACGCAAUGCCAUGGGAGUCGGCCUGGUCUUUGAAGCAGAUCUCUUCACCACGAGGCACAUUUCUCACUGGGUGCUGCAAGGGGUGUGCCUCACCUUGAACUCGGAUUGACGUGGGGCCAAGGCCACGGCUGCUGUCCACCUGCUGUGUGCUCCCGGCGGGGCCGGCACUGCCGCCAUGCCCCGUUCUUUGAUGUCAGCCGCUCAGCUCUAACCAGAAAGCUAUCCGUAACGGUUUUGUUUUUUAAACUCCUUUUCCAGGAUUCUUGUACUCAACAAGCAAGCCCCCAGAGCCCCUGGGCUGUGGAGCUGUGUCAAGUCCUCACCUGCACUGCUGCCCACUCUGCCAGAGCUGAGGGGUGGUGUGGGGUCAGGCUCAGCAGGGCAUCCAGGGCUUGCAGCCCUGGCAGGCCCUGGCAAAGCUCCAGCAGGUGCCAUGGGCACCCACAGUUCCUCACCCUCCCACCCUGGGCAAGAAUAGGACACAAGGCACAAAGAAG
This is a messenger RNA of Ochotona princeps (American pika), 14278 nucleotides long. It is a transcript of the gene DNAH10, whose product is annotated as dynein axonemal heavy chain 10. The record is from RefSeq and is a predicted model, not a curated record. Gene Ontology annotation, molecular function: dynein intermediate chain binding; ATP binding; ATP hydrolysis activity. The transcript has 79 exons. Gene Ontology annotation, cellular component: dynein complex. Bases 121 to 13890 code for a protein of 4589 amino acids. Lineage: Eukaryota; Metazoa; Chordata; Mammalia; Lagomorpha; Ochotonidae. Gene Ontology annotation, biological process: microtubule-based movement.